Molecule: messenger RNA, 1869 nt
Organism: Verticillium alfalfae VaMs.102
Lineage: Eukaryota; Fungi; Ascomycota; Sordariomycetes; Glomerellales; Plectosphaerellaceae
Product: glucoamylase P
Exons: 2
Coding region: 1-1869 (622 amino acids)
Biological process (GO): polysaccharide catabolic process
Cellular component (GO): fungal-type vacuole
Molecular function (GO): starch binding; glucan 1,4-alpha-glucosidase activity
Source: RefSeq, a predicted model, not a curated record
AUGGUCUCUCUCCGCUCCCAGCUUCUGGCCCUGGCCGCUGCCCUGGCCAUCCCCGCCGUCUCUGGCCAGGACCUCGAGGACUUCAUCGCCAAGCAGCGCCCUCUGUCACUGACCAAUGUUCUCAACAACCUUGGUGCCGCUGCCGGCGCCGCCCCCGGCCUGGUCAUCGCAAGCCCCUCCAAGACCGACCCUCCCUACUACUACACUUGGACCCGUGACUCGGCCUUGACCUUCAAGAUGCUCAUCGACGAGUUCAUCCACGACCCUGUCGCCAACGCCAACCUCGAGAAGCACAUUCGUGACUACCUUCGCGCCCAGGCCAUCCUCCAGACUGUCGCCAACCCCUCCGGCGCCCUGCUGCCCUCCGGCCGCGGUCUCGGCGAGGCUAAGUACGAGGUUGACGGCUCACGCUUCAAUGGCGCCUGGGGUCGCCCACAGAGGGAUGGACCUCCUCUGCGCGCCGUCGCCCUCAUCACCUGGGCCAACUGGCUCGCCGAUUCGGGCGACGAGGGCGAGGAAGAGGCGAGGGACAUCGUCUGGCCCGUCAUUGCCAACGAUCUCGCCUACACUGGACAGUACUGGAACUCAACCGGCUUCGACCUCUGGGAGGAGGUCUCCGGCUCCAGCUUCUUCACCACCCAGGCUCAGUACCGCGCUCUGAUCGAGGGUGCCGAGCUCGCUGAGCGCCUCAACACGACGUGCGGCGCCGCCUGCGACGAGGCCCCUGCCGUCGGCUGCUUCCUCAACUCAGACAGCUACUGGAACGGCCGUCACCACAUUGCCAACAUCAACACCAACACCCAGCGCUCCGGAAAGGACGCCAACACCAUGCUCGGCGCCAACGCCGCCUUUGAUAUUGCCGCCUCCUGCGACAGUGCCACCAUUCAGCCCUGCCACCCUCGCGCCCUGGCGUCUUUCAAGCAGUGGGUUGACGCCUGGCGUGAUCCUGCCGAAUACCCCAUCAACGAGGGUAUCCCCAGCAACGAGGGCAUUGCCAUCGGCCGCUACACUGAGGACAUCUACUACAACGGCAACCCUUGGUACCUCAUCACUCUUGGUGCUGGCGAGUUCCUUUUCAACGCCGCCCACCAGUGGAAGGCCCACGGCUACAUCACCAUUGACAGCACCUCCCUGCCCUUCUUCCAGGAUCUCUGUCCCGAGGCCAAGGUUGGUACCUUCAAGCGCCCCUGCUCCAAGAACCCCAAGGCUCCCUUCAACGUCAUUGUCGAAGCUGCCAACCGCUACGGCGAUUCGUUCCUCGCCGUCGCUCAAAAGUACACCCCGGCCGACGGCUCCCUCGCCGAGCAGUACAACCGUGACCCUCCCUUCGAGCCCCAGAGCGCCCGCGACCUGACCUGGUCCUACGCCGCCUUUGUCACCGCCGCCGCCCGCCGCGCCGGCGAGUUCCCUCCCACUUGGGUCCCUGCCAACCUGCCCAUCCCCUCGACCUGCGCCGCCUCGUCCGCGCGGGGCACCUAUGCCCCUGCCACCGCCGCUGGUGCGCCCGACCUUGGCGAGGUCCCCUGCGCUGCGCCCGUCACCUUCCGUGUCGACGCCAGGACCUACUACGGCGAGGACAUCUACGUCGUCGGCGGUGCGCCGUCUCUCGGCAACUGGAACGUCGAGAACGCCCAGCCCCUGACCGCCGACGGCUACACCGACGCCCGGCCGCUCUGGGCCAUUGACGUCGACCUCGACGCCGCGGGCCAGACCGUCACCUACCAGUUUGUGCGCAGGCAAAACUGCGGCCAAGGCUACAUUUACGAGACGGUCAACAGGACCGUCGACGUGCCGGCGUGCGGUGUCACGACGCCGACCGUCCUCGAGGCCACGUGGACUGGCCCCGUGGGUACACCCGGAAAUUGCUAG